This is a messenger RNA of Haliaeetus leucocephalus (bald eagle), 856 nucleotides long. It is a transcript of the gene DGKA, whose product is annotated as diacylglycerol kinase, alpha 80kDa. The record is from RefSeq and is a predicted model, not a curated record. Gene Ontology annotation, molecular function: calcium ion binding. The transcript is spliced from 8 exons. Bases 44 to 856 code for a protein of 270 amino acids. Lineage: Eukaryota; Metazoa; Chordata; Aves; Accipitriformes; Accipitridae.
CCGUGGGCGUCCCCGUUGUCACGACCUUUCCCCGCAGGCAGCCAUGGAGGAAAACCGGGAUUGGGCUACCCUUAGCCCCCAGGAGUUUGCCCAGCUGCAGAAAUACCUGGACUACAGCAGCAGGAAGGUGCAGGACGUGCUGCAGGAUUUUUACGGCAGUGGGACCCUGUCGCAGCACCGCCAGGGAGAGUGCGUUGAUUUUGAGGGGUUCACGCUGUUCCUGCGGAGUUACCUGGAGGCAGAUGACAUUCCGGAGCCGCUAUGCCGCCAUCUCUUCGCCUCCUUCCAGAGCGGGGCCGCGGCACCACUGGGCAGCCGGGAUGGCAGCGACCUCGUCUGCAUUAACGAUGUCUCCUGCUACUUCUCGCUGCUGGAGGGGGGACGCCCUGAGGACAAGCUGGAGUUCACCUUCAAGCUGUACGACAAGGACGGGAACGGGCUCCUGGACAGCUCGGAGGUGGAUCGGAUCAUCACCCAGAUGAUGCGGGUGGCCCAGUACCUGGACUGGGACGUCACGGAGCUGAAGCCAAUCCUGCAGGAGAUGAUGCGGGAGAUCGACUACGAUGGCAGCGGGACGGUGUCGCUGGCUGAGUGGCUCCGCGGGGGGGUCACCAACAUCCCGCUGCUGGUGCUGCUGGGCUUGGAGGUGCACAUGAAGGACGACGGGCAGCACAUGUGGCGCCUGAAGCACUUCAACCGCCCCGUGUACUGCAACGUGUGCGAGACGCUGCUGGUGGGGCUGCGCAAGCAAGGGCUGUGCUGCACCUGUGAGCGGGGACGGGGACGGCGGUCAGACCGGGACAGGGAUUGGGAAAAGGAUGCAGCGGGGACGGGGAUAGGGAUGGGGACGGGAUGA